UUUCUCAUUGGUUGCGUGAUCUGGGAAGCACAUCGCAAGGGGCACGUUUCAAAGAGCAGUCUGAAGGCCUGGUGGUGGGAAAGAGCUAGUAGAGAUGGGCACAGACAGCUGCAAGACGUAACAGAGUUUUUCACAGGGGAAGGACACGAUGAAGAAAAGCAAGGAUUCUGCUUUACCUAGAGGAAGUUUAAAACCAGCGGUGCCAAGGCUCCCCUGGAUUCUACCUUUCUCACGCCCUGAAGUUGAAAAGGCCGAAAGCCAAGGCAAGAGGAGGGCCCGGAAGUAGGGAGGACCUCCGAGCACGUGAUGGGGGAACCUGCGGGUGAUGUCACGUGACCCACCAACCUGCGGGGGCUCCUCGGUGCGGAACGUUCUGCUGCUCUUAAAGACCCUCUGCCACCCGGUCAGAGCCAACUCGCUGACUUUGGACCCUUCGGGGCAUCUGAACUUGAUGCCAUGGGAGGCUGUGAGGGCUCCAGGUGGCGCCUUUUGGAUUCCGAGAGGGAGGAGACCACCUCUGAGCCCCAAGCCCCUCUGUUGGAGCCUCAGAGUGCCCAUUGGAAGAAUGCGGUGGGCUUUUGGCUCCUGGGCCUUUGCAACAAUUUCUCCUACGUGGUGAUGCUCAGUGCGGCCCACGACAUCCUUAGACAGGAGAGAGCCUCUGGGAACCAGAGCCAUGUAGACCCAAGCCCAAUGCCCAUUCCCCACAAUAGUUCAUCUCGAUUCGACUGCAACUCUCUCUCCACAGCUGCAGUGCUCCUGGCUGACAUCCUCCCUACCCUCAUCAUCAAAUUGCUGGCUCCUCUAGGCCUUCAUCUGCUGCCCUACAGCCCCCGGGUGCUCGUCAGUGGGGUUUGUUCUGCGGGCAGCUUUAUCUUGGUUGCCUUUUCUCACUCAGUGGCGAUCAGCCUGUGCGGUGUGGUCUUGGCCAGCAUCUCAUCAGGUCUGGGGGAGGUCACCUUCCUCUCACUCACUGCCUUCUACCCCAGGGCUGUGAUCUCCUGGUGGUCCUCAGGCACUGGGGGAGCAGGACUGCUGGGGGCACUGUCCUACUUGGGCCUCACCCAGGCUGGCCUCUCCCCACAGCACACCCUGCUGUCCAUGCUGGGGAUCCCUGCCCUGCUGCUGGCCAGCUAUUUCUUGUUGCUCACAUCUCCCGAGCCCCAGGACCCUGGAGGUGAGGACGAGGCGGAGACCGCAGCUCGACAGCCCCUCAUAGGCUCGGAAACCUCAGAGUCAAAGCCAGGCUCCAGCUGGAACCUGUCCCUCCAGGAAAGGUGGAUGGUGUUCAAGGGUCUGCUGUGCUACAUCGUGCCCUUGGUGCUGGUCUACUUUGCCGAGUAUUUUAUCAACCAGGGACUGUUUGAGCUUCUGUUUUUCCGGAACACAUCCCUGAGUCAUGCUCAGCAGUAUCGCUGGUACCAGAUGCUGUACCAGGCUGGCGUCUUCGCCUCCCGCUCUUCUCUCCGUUGCUUUCACAUCCGCUUCAUCUGGGUCCUGGCCCUGCUGCAGUGCCUCAACCUGGCCUUCCUACUGGCUGAUGUGCUGUUGACCUUCCUGCCGAGCAUCUACAUCGUCUUCUUGAUCAUCCUCUACGAGGGGCUCCUGGGGGGCGCGGCCUACGUGAACACCUUCCACAACAUUGCUCUGGAGACCAGUGACCAGCACCGAGAAUUUGCCAUGGCAGCCGCCUGUAUCUCUGACACCCUGGGGAUCUCCCUGUCAGGGGUCCUGGCCCUGCCUUUGCAUGACUUCCUCUGCCAGCUGCCCUGACGCUCUGACGGGUCGGAGCACAGGCCUGCCGGGUGGGAAGUGCUAAGAUCUGUUCCCCUUGACCAUGGGUCAGCCGUGGUCUCCUCCUCUCAAGCUGGUCUUGGGAGUUUCUUCACAGCAUUAUGCCCUCUGAAUAAAUGCUUAUUUUAUCAAUUGA
Messenger RNA from Ictidomys tridecemlineatus (thirteen-lined ground squirrel), 1930 nucleotides. NCBI's taxonomy places the organism in Eukaryota, Metazoa, Chordata, Mammalia, Rodentia, Sciuridae. The record is from RefSeq and is a predicted model, not a curated record.